AUGCCCCAUAGCGUUUCGACAGGCCGUGACCCAACAUGGACUUACAUGGUUCCCAACGCACCCCGUCCGUCUACCCCGGCAUCCCCACGACGUGACUCGGCGGAAAUAUUGGUCCGUACGCGAAAGCUGUAUGAAGACCUGUCUGCGAUCAAACAUUCUCUUGAAGCGCGCCUCCUUUUCCACAACCUCGGCGAAAAAGACGGUCUUUACUGUCUGAACUGCACGCACAAGUUUACCAAAGGAGCUUGCGGCCCCUCAUGUCCGUUGCUCCGGCCUAAAUCCCGGCCGUGGAAUCUAAGCAGUGACAGCGGGAAUGCGAAACGAGCGAAACUGUUGCGACAAGAUGUCGGUACGUAUCGUAGUAUUAUUAGUGACAUAAAGGCCCGCGGUACGGCUGUACAUGUCUCAACCGUGUGGCACUGGGAGCGGGCCGUUUCGGCGCUAACAGGAAGGUGUGAGGUGCCGACGGAGCACUACGCGAGACAUGGAUGGCCACAAGUGCGGCGCAAGAAGGAUUCGAGUACCGAUGAGGUAUUCAAGGAGGGGUGGUCGUUUGAGGAGGCACAGGCCCAGGGACCAGGAAUCGAGUUACAGAUUAUGCCCGAGGUGAGAAGUACCGGAAUGAAAAGGAAGGCCGAGUUUCGAGAGACUGGUGUAUUGCGGAAGAAGAUGAAGCUGAUAUGA
Exserohilum turcica Et28A is the source of this 684-nucleotide messenger RNA. RefSeq lists its product as uncharacterized. The transcript has a single exon. The coding region runs from base 1 to 684 and encodes 227 amino acids. The record is from RefSeq and is a predicted model, not a curated record. Lineage: Eukaryota; Fungi; Ascomycota; Dothideomycetes; Pleosporales; Pleosporaceae.